Molecule: messenger RNA, 768 nt
Organism: Rhipicephalus sanguineus (brown dog tick)
Lineage: Eukaryota; Metazoa; Arthropoda; Arachnida; Ixodida; Ixodidae
Product: nurim homolog
Exons: 3
Coding region: 44-628 (194 amino acids)
Cellular component (GO): nuclear membrane
Source: RefSeq, a predicted model, not a curated record
CAUCCAUAGAUGCUCUCCCUUCCCAAUUGAUGCAGGCCCCCUAAUGCGCACGCUGUGGGAUGUUGGCCUUGCACUGCAGUUUUGUUUCCAGCACAGUGUCCUCUGCUGGCCAAGAGUGUGCACAGCAGUGGAUCAGGUCUGUGGAGCUCUCUCGAGAAGUGUUUACUUGCUGACCAGCUGCCUGUCAUUAAAGCUCCUGAUGCUGCUGUGGUUGCCUGUGGACAGUCACAUUUUGUGGGCCAUCAAAGAGGGUUCUCCUCUCUGGUGGACACUUGCUGCCACCCAUGGUGUUUGCUGGGCUGCCAUCUACAUUGGCUGCAUCAUCACUGACCUUGGUGAGCUGGCUGGAAUUAAACAGGUUUGGAGCAGCGCAGAGAGCAGCACAUACACCAGCUCAAAGUCAUUGCAAUUGGAGCACUUAUUGCAACACAUGAGGCAUCCCAGCUUUGUCGCACUGAGUGUCAUUCUCUGGUUUUACCCUAUUAUGACCCUGGACAGAGCUGUCCUUGCACUCAUUUUCACCGUCUACCCUUUUGGCUGGUUCAAGACCCAAGUGCAAGACUACAAAUAUUGCUACUGCUUCUGGAGGUCUAAGCUUGUGGACCUCUUUCCCAAAGCCAUGUUGUAGUGAUCAGUGGCAAGGAUAGAUCAUCAUGUAGAUGACACAUUGGACAUCGCCCGAGGCUUGCUUUUUGCACAUAUUUCUGCAUUAUGCAUGUAGUAUUAUUCUCACCCAUAUAUAUACCAGAGCAACCAAGCUUUUAUCUG